Molecule: messenger RNA, 3747 nt
Organism: Xyrauchen texanus (razorback sucker)
Lineage: Eukaryota; Metazoa; Chordata; Actinopteri; Cypriniformes; Catostomidae
Gene: rxfp2a
Product: relaxin family peptide receptor 2a
Exons: 18
Coding region: 276-2543 (755 amino acids)
Biological process (GO): G protein-coupled receptor signaling pathway
Cellular component (GO): membrane
Molecular function (GO): G protein-coupled receptor activity; protein binding
Source: RefSeq, a predicted model, not a curated record
AUACGUAGGUGUUUAAAAUACCCAAAACACGCGUCAAUGACGAAAUUCACAAUGAAUUAUAUCGGGCUCCGCUCUACCAGAACAGGGACGGAACGUAAGAGUUCAACACGCCUCUCAGCCCGCACCAAGUCCCGAAAACGGAGCAGGUGAUCAAAAGGUAGCAAGUUGGACCGAUCGCUCGCGCGAUGCUCAUACGUUCAUCUGAUUUGGAAAUAGGCUGUUUUUGGUCGGUCAUGCAUGCUUUGGGAGGACUGCUGUGAGGGACAGGCUUGAUCAUGAAAGCCAUCAAAUGUACUUCGAACACUCUCCUGGAAUUAACCAUCCUUAUUCUUCUCAUUCAGUACUCCAGGAUGGAAACCGCAGCAGCAUCCAUGAUAACUAGCAGGGUGGUAACAGAAGGCUGCCCCCUUGGCCAGUUCCCUUGUGCAAACAUUAGUGUGUGUUUGCCCCAGGUCCUCCAGUGUAACGGCCACAAAGACUGCAAAAACGGAGCGGAUGAGGAGCAUUGUGGGGACAACAGUGGAUGGGCGGAUAUCUUUGAUCGCACUAUUAAAAAGGCAGAGCCGCAGGAUCUUCCUAAUGAUUGCUUUUUACAGCUGUACCCGGAGAACUGUGUCUGCAUGAAGACUGAAGUGGAAUGUGUGGACGUGAACCUGCAUUUCGUUCCUCUCCUCUCCUCCAAUGUGACUUGGUUGUCCCUGAAGAACAAUAAGAUCAGGAAGUUGGAUGAUUACAUCUUCUCUAAAUAUACACAACUGCAGAGAUUGUUUCUUCAGAACAAUACCAUUCAGACGGUCUCAACCCGUGCCUUCAGUGGACUAUUCAGGCUAGGAAGACUGUUUCUUAGCAAAAACUACAUAACCUAUUUAGGACCCGGUGUAUUUAGAGAUCUUCAUGAAUUACAGUGGCUAGUCAUAGAUCACAAUCCACUUAAAAACAUCUCUCGAGAUACCUUCAUCGGUCUGAAAUCAAUGACAUUUCUAUCGAUGGUGAACACAUCCCUCAUGUGGCUGCCUGAUUCGAGUCUCUGCCAGCACAUGCCCUUGCUCAGCUGGCUGGACUUUGCCGAGAAUCAUGUUGAGUUGCUGAAUUAUUCCACUCUGAUGACGUGUGCCGAGCUCACAGUGCUAUCUUUGCAUGACAAUAAAAUCAGGACCCUUCCAGAAAACACGUUUCACUGGCUUGGAGCUUUGGUUGAACUAGAUUUGUCUUGCAACAGAAUCUCCGAUCUUUCUAAAAACACUUUCAGGAGUUUAAAAUCUCUGCGUAAACUGAACAUAUCCCACAAUCCUUCUCUCCAUAUUCAUGCCAGUCACUUCGAUCAUCUAGUCCAUCUUGAGUCUCUAGGCCUGGAAGGCAUUGAGAUUCCUGAUAUACAGACUAAGAUGUUCCUUCCAAUGGGGAACCUGUCCCACAUAUAUUUUAAGGACUUUCAGUACUGUUCCUAUGCCCCACAUGUUCGGAAAUGUAAACCUAACACAGAUGGAAUCUCAUCAGUGGAAGACCUGUUAGCCAGUCUGGUACUGCGGGUGUCUGUCUGGGUUAUGGCCUUCAUCACUUGCUUUGGGAAUCUCUUUGUUAUUGGAAUGCGCUCCUUCAUUAGAGCAGAGAACAACCUGCAUGCGGCCUGCAUUAAAGUCCUGUGUUUUGCCGACUGUCUAAUGGGAGUCUAUCUUUUCUUCCUGGGAGUGUUUGAUGUAAAAUUCCGGGGUGAAUAUAACCGGAACGCUCUUAUCUGGAUGGAGAGUGUGGAAUGUCGAACUAUUGGCUUUCUUGCUAUGCUGUCCUCUGAAGUAUCUGUUCUCCUCCUCACCUACUUGACCCUGGAGAAAUUCCUUGUCAUUGUUUUCCCGUUUAGCCAUUUGCGGCCAGGGAAGCUGCAGACGGUGUUGGUUCUGGCCUCCAUCUGGGUUCUAGGAAUUGUCAUAGCAGCUGUUCCCUUGCUAAAUGAAGACCUGUUUGGGAACUAUUAUGGACGAAAUGGAGUUUGUUUCCCUCUGCACUCUGAUAGGCUAGAGAAACCUACGGCCAAAGGAUACUCCACAGGAAUAUUUCUAGGUCUUAAUCUUGUGGCGUUCUUGGUGAUUGUCAUUUCCUACUCCAGCAUGUUCUGUUCCAUUUAUAAAACAGGCAUCAAUGCCACAGAUGUGCGCAGUCGGCUGCACAAAGACGUGGCCGUGGUCAACCGCUUUUUCUUCAUUGUGUUCUCUGAUGCCCUCUGCUGGAUACCCAUAUUUUUGGUCAAAGCACUCUCUCUGCUAAAAGUUGAAAUUCCAGGAACAAUAAACUCAUGGAUGGUGAUCUUCAUUCUACCAAUCAACAGUGCCCUAAACCCUAUCCUCUAUACCCUGACCACCAGCUUCUUCAGAGAGCAGGUGGAGCUUCUCCUUUGCCGUUGGCAGCGACGCUCUGCAUCAAAGAAAGGCCGCAAGAGUCUCACCAGCUCCACCACCAACAUGGAUGCCUCUCGAAAUGCUGAUUACACAGCAAAAGCUUCCUUGCCGCGAAUGGUUUUGGCAGAUAUGGAAAACCAAUAUGGGUGAAAGAACCAGUGAGAGAAAAGUGGCAUGGUGCUGGCCUACCAUAACCAUUAUCUUCAUUCAAAAAAGAAAAUGACGGCCUUUCCUGGAAAAAUCUAAGUGGGAGGAUUGUCCUGCAACACCUUCUGUUUGGGUUCCAAUAUUGAGAGCUCUUUUCAGGCGCAUUACUAUCUCCCUUGUUCUCUUCUGAGAAACAAUUUUAAACUCUUUAGCCGUGGACUCCUCCAAAUUUCAUUUCCCCCACAAACAUCAUGUCUGGCCCACAGUUCUUGAGUUGGGCUUGUUCUUAGCCUCAAAAGCUUUAAAAAAAAAAAAAGAAAACGGAAAUUCACGCAUUGGACAAAACUGUCAUUAUUUACUGCAGUGCACAAAUUUGAAGAAUCAAAGGAGCUUUAACAGCAAUGUUUACACAAGGAGUGUUGAUGGACACUAAAAUAUUUUUAUGGAAAGGUUUGAAUAUGUGAUGGUUUUGAGAUCAAAUUUGAGAAGUAAUUUGUAAUGUACAGCAAAAGGAUUUAUGCUACUUCUGUCAUUUUAGUAUUUAUUACACAAAAACAUAUAAAGAUAAGUCUGGGUCUUUUUAAUCAACCAAUUGAUGGCCCCUGACUUCCUGAGGGCUAUAGUACUGACUUUUUAAAUUUAAUAAUUGGAUGUCGAUGGCAGAAAAAUAGAAGCAUGCAAAAAAAAAAGGAGGUGCAUAUCAUUCAGAUUCAGCUGUACAAGAUGCCUGACAUUACAUCAGACACAUUAUUUUCGAUUUUUGUUCAUUCUUUGUCAUUUUUUUACGACAAUGCAAAAGCAUUUUAUUUUUGUACUCAUGUAGGUUAUUUAUAAGUUGGAUUUUUCUACACAUCUCAAGAUGUAUUAACAAAUAUUCAAAGGAGUAUGUUAAUAGUCAGAAGUCUCAAUGGGUCAGUCAAUAUAUACUUGACAAUCUAGAGAUGUCCAUCUUAACAAUGACACUACUAAUGUGAGGAUUUCCUUGAACCAGGAGUUCAUUGAAUGACACAGAGUUUUCAAACUCUCAGAAGAAAAAGUCUCUUGAUUGUUUAUAAUUGAUCAUAAAAGACAACAUACCCCAUAAAUCAGUGGCCUCUCUCACGUUCUUGUGUUUGUGUAAUUUUAUUUAAUGGAUGCAUAUAUCUUGUGUAAGAAAAAGAUUACAUUGUUUGCUGAAUAACAUAUAAUGUCAUAGACACAAGGUGAU